Molecule: messenger RNA, 1368 nt
Organism: Lynx canadensis (Canada lynx)
Lineage: Eukaryota; Metazoa; Chordata; Mammalia; Carnivora; Felidae
Gene: KRT35
Product: keratin 35
Exons: 7
Coding region: 1-1368 (455 amino acids)
Molecular function (GO): structural molecule activity
Source: RefSeq, a predicted model, not a curated record
AUGGCUUCCAAGUGCUUGAAGGCCAGCUUCUCUUCGGGGUCUCUCAAGGGCCCGGGAGCGGCCGGCGGGGGCUCCGCUCGCGUGUCCGCAAUGUACUCCAGUGGCUCCUGCAAGCUCCCCAGCCUCUCCCUCGGGGCCCGGAGCUUCUCUGCGUGCUCCGUGGGGCUGGGCCGGAGCGGCUGCAGGGCGGCCAGCUGCCUGCCCGCUCUCUGCCUCCCGUACGGAGGCUUUGCCACCAGCUCCAGCGUGGGCGGGGGCUGGUUCGGGGAAGGCGUCCUCGCCGGCAGCGAGAAGGAGACCAUGCAGUCCCUGAACGACCGCCUGGCCAGCUACCUGGAGAAGGUGCGCCAGCUGGAGCGGGACAACGCCAGCCUGGAGAGCCGCAUCCGGGAGUGGUGUGAGCAGCAGGUGCCCUACCUGUGCCCCGACUACCAGUCCUACUUCCGGACCAUCGAGGAGCUCCAGAAGAAGACCCUGUGCACCAAGGCAGAGAACGCCAGGCUCGUGGUGCAGAUCGACAACGCCAAGCUGGCCGCAGACGACUUCAGAACCAAGUACGAGACGGAGCUGUCCAUGCGGCAGCUGGUGGAGUCAGACAUGAACGGCCUGCGCAGGAUCCUGGACGAUCUGACCCUGUGCAAGGCCGACCUGGAGGCCCAGGUGGAGUCCCUGAAGGAGGAGCUGCUAUGCCUCAAGAAGAACCACGAGGAGGAAGUGAACUCACUUCGGUGUCAGCUUGGUGACCGGCUCAAUGUCGAGGUGGACGCUGCCCCGCCUGUUGACUUGAACCGUGUUCUGGAUGAGAUGAGAUGCCAGUAUGAGACCCUGGUGGAGAAUAACCGCCGUGAUGCUGAAGAAUGGUUCAACACCCAGACCGAGGAGCUGAACCAGCAGGUGGUGUCCAGCUCGGAGCAGCUGCAAUCCUGCCAGGCGGAGAUCAUCGAGCUGAGACGCACGGUCAACGCCCUGGAGAUCGAGCUGCAGGCCCAGCAGAGCAUGAGAGAUGCUUUGGAAUCCACCCUGGCGGAGACCGAGGCGCGCUACAGCUCCCAGCUGGCCCAGAUGCAGUGCCUGAUCAGCAACGUGGAGGCCCAGUUGGCCGAGAUCCGGGCUGACCUGGAGCGGCAGAACCAGGAGUACCAGGUGCUGCUGGACGUGCGGGCCCGGCUGGAGGGCGAGAUCAACACGUACCGGGGCCUGCUGGAGAGCGAGGACUGCAAGCUGCCCUGUAACCCGUGUGCUCCUGACCACUCGCCUUCCAAGGCCUGCCUCCCCUGUCUUCCUGCGGCCUCCUGUGGUCCAGGCGCUGUCCACACAACCUGCAGCCCCCGCCCCAUCUGUGUGCCCUGCCCGGGGGGCCGGUUCUAA